CAGCUGACAGAGAUAGACAAGAGAGAGGAGGGAAAGAUAGGGGAUGAGACAGGGGACGAAUGGAGAAAAGGAGGCAGUUUUAGGAACCUGUUUCUGUGGCCCUUUACUACUGAAAGGGCUGGUGACCUGGGAUUGUUCUCUUAACUAUCUGUGUGUAACAUAGUCGUGUAAAAAUUACAGAAAGAAAAAAGAAACGUAACUUUUGUUGUUUCGUCACAUCAAACUACCCGAUGGCUAUUACACAGGCAGUGCUCCCCUCCUUCAGCUCCUUCACCAACAUCGCUCACUCCAGUGACAGUAUGGAAGUGUGGAAAUCUGAAAGUAACGCUCUUUCUCUGGAUUGUCUGAACAACAAAAUGUCACCAUGCAGCUCUGAGCAGCAGCAGGUUUCUCAAAAAAUGACUGAAGAACUCCUGGAUGAUGACAGCCAGGCAUCCUGGGAUAUUGAGUUCCUGUUGUCUGACUGGAGCAGCCCAUCACCGGACCUCAACCCCUCCUUGGACAACAGUGAUCAACAACUUCCACAGUUAGACCCAAACAAAGCAUACCGAGAAGCAGCCAUGUAUAAAGACCCUCCAGCACAGGAGCAUCUGCAGAUGAACUGUGGAGGCCACAUGGCGGAGCUUCUGUCCCCUGCUGAAACCACAGCAGUAGUCCAGCCUGAGCUGUACCUCCAUGGUUAUCAUGACAGCCAGAGGGGUGUGUCUGAAUUUCCCAUUGUUCCCAAUAGAGAUCAAUUUGGCUACUCCCAAAGUGGCAGCGUGGGGAGGCACAGUGAAGGAAACCAUAGUAAAGUCUUAUGUGACUUUAACCCUUUCUAUCAACCACCCUCAAUGGUGACCUUCCCAGACAGCAAGUUUAUACCACCACAUGUUGUGACCUCUGACCCCCAUCUCUACGGCUACACUCCAGACUUUACCCACAAUGGUAACCUUUAUUGUGACUACAACCACUGCCAGGUAACAGGCCAUCUGCCCCUGCUGAUUGGAUCACAGCUGCCCCCUAGUGGCAUGGAGGGAAAGCGUGGGCGGAAGCCCAUAGGGAAAAAGAGGCCCGCCAUCCACAGCUGUGAAUACCCAGGCUGCAGCAAGACCUACACCAAGAGCUCACACCUUAAGGCCCACCUCCGCACCCACACAGGGGAGAAGCCUUACCACUGCUCCUGGGAGGGCUGCAGCUGGAAAUUUGCCCGCUCAGAUGAGCUGACUCGGCACUACCGCAAGCACACAGGCCAAAAACCCUACCAGUGUCUGCUCUGUCAGAGGGCCUUCUCCCGCUCUGACCACCUGGCCCUGCACAUGAAAAGACAUGCUUGAUGCUCACACAUACAUCCAUGAUCACAAAACGCUUCAAUGAAAAAAUAUAUAGCCUAUAUAACACAUUAUUUAAAGUGUAUUCCUAUUAUUAUUUAACUGGUUAACAUACAGACAGAGCAGGAACAGGACCAGGAUAACUGACGACACUGCAAGUAGUAAAAUAGUAGCAUAUAUCAUUGUGUAAGUGCUCCUCUGUGGAUCUUCAACAUUUGCUUCUAUACUUAACAAUUACAUUUAACAAAGUAGUUACUCUUUUCAAGAGACUUUGCUCACAGAGCACACAUCCAGUCUGGAUGGAUUAAAAAAAUUAACUUUUCCAUUUAAUCUAAAAGGGUCAGUUCAAGAACAGGCCCAUAAUGUAGACUUUUAGCAGCAUCUUAUAGCAUUCUUUUGGCGAUAAAGGGCACUGACAUGGUAUCCACAGUGGACAUGUAGACAGCAAACAUCAACACUAAUAAUGGACAUAUGACACAUGUUUGUAAUAUUGGAGUACAAUACAAUACAUGGUCUAUCCUGUAUAACUCACAAAUUCUUAACCACAACAAGACAGCAGCGAUGCAACAUCACUGCAGAGAUAAUCAGAUAUCUUUGAUUUAUUUCUAUUACAGCUAUUAAGAAUUUUUAUUGUAAUGUAUAAAAACUUAAAGGAUAUGAUGACUUUAAUUAUAGAAUUGAAGCAGGUUUUUUUUGGUUCUUAACUUUUUUUUUUUGUUUCUUUGGGGGUUUUAAUUUAAGGAAAAUUAAGCUGUUGUAUCAGCUUAGGGUUAGGGUUAGGCUUAGGGUCUCAUCAAGCAGAUUUUAAAACUGUAAAUAAUUUGCAGCUUUAACUGUUCUUUAUUAUCCUCUACAAAGAGCAGCAUAUUUAUUAAUACAACCCUAAAAUGACUGGAAUAUAUGUUUGUAAAAUGUUUAUAUAUUAUCAAAUGUGUUUAAAGUAAUUUGACUAUUGUUUUCAAUGACACGAUUCUAAUAAAAAAAAAGACCUCU
Molecule: messenger RNA, 2303 nt
Organism: Cheilinus undulatus (humphead wrasse)
Lineage: Eukaryota; Metazoa; Chordata; Actinopteri; Labriformes; Labridae
Gene: klf1
Product: Kruppel-like factor 1 (erythroid)
Exons: 3
Coding region: 231-1316 (361 amino acids)
Biological process (GO): regulation of transcription by RNA polymerase II
Molecular function (GO): DNA-binding transcription factor activity, RNA polymerase II-specific; RNA polymerase II cis-regulatory region sequence-specific DNA binding
Source: RefSeq, a predicted model, not a curated record